Styela clava is the source of this 3282-nucleotide messenger RNA. Its product is annotated as valine--tRNA ligase-like. Gene Ontology annotation, cellular component: cytosol. The record is from RefSeq and is a predicted model, not a curated record. Gene Ontology annotation, biological process: valyl-tRNA aminoacylation. Gene Ontology annotation, molecular function: valine-tRNA ligase activity; aminoacyl-tRNA deacylase activity; ATP binding. Lineage: Eukaryota; Metazoa; Chordata; Ascidiacea; Stolidobranchia; Styelidae.
GUGUUCGAUUCCAAACGACUCCUGCUAAUAUGACAUUUUUCGGUGGUUCCCCUCAAUUCAAAAUAAUGAUAAAUUUUAUCUGUGAUGUUCCUACAACUAUACAGUUAUACAAUGCGUGUUCACGUUUUAUAGUACAGUAGUAUGAUUAGAAAAAAAUGGUCAUCAGUACCUCGCUGUUCUCUGAGGUAUUUUUCUAGUGUGCUGGAGAAGCGGGAGGCGAAAGCAAAAAGACAGCAAGAAAAAGAGCUGAGGCAACUUGAGAAGUUACAGAAUACCACAACACAAAAAGAAAUUAAAACUGAUUUAUCUCAUGCUGAAUAUAAAUGUGAAACUGAAUCUGGAGCCAAGAAAGAUGUUACAUGUCAACUGCCAUCAACAUACAGUUCAAAAUUUGUUGAAGCAUGUUGGUAUGAAUGGUGGGAAAAGGAAGGAUAUUUCAAGCCAUCGAAAUCCAGGCGCAAUGAAGACGUUUUUAGCUUGGUGAUUCCACCUCCCAAUGUCACCGGGAAACUCCACCUUGGCCAUGCAUUAACAGUUGCAUUAGAAGAUGUUCUUUGUAGAUGGAAUAGAAUGAGGGGUAAAGAAGUAGUUUGGAUACCUGGAUGUGACCAUGCCGGUAUUGCUACUCAAGCUGUUGUAGAGAAAUUAUUAGAAACUAAAAAUACAACCAGAAAAGAUCUUGGCAGAGAAAAGUUUGUGCAAGAAGUCUGGAAUUGGAAAGAUAGAAAAGAAGAAGAAAUAUAUGAUCAACUUCGUGUACUCGGAUCAUCACUUGAUUGGACAAGAACUAAUUUUACUCUCAGUCCAAAAUUUUGUCAUGCAGUCAGGGAAGCUUUUAUAAGACUACAUGAAAAAGACAUAAUCUAUAGGAAGAAAAGUUUAAUAAACUGGUCAUGUCAGCUUCAGUCAACGAUUUCUGACAUUGAAAUAGACAAUAAACAAUUGGAAAAGCCAACUAUGAUAUCAGUGCCAGGUUAUAGAAAGAAAAUGGAGUUUGGAGUUCUUCACACUUUUGAUUAUCCAUUGGUCAACCCCACAACAGAAAGGAAUGCUAUCAGUGUCAGUACAACAAGAAUUGAGACAAUGUUGGGAGACACUGCUAUUGCUGUAAAUCCAGAUGAUCCAAGGUAUUCAAUAUUGAUUGGUUCCUUUGUACAACAUCCAUUGUUACCUGAUAUGGUUUUACCAAUUAUAGCUGAUUCUUAUGUUGACAAAAAUUUUGGGACUGGUGCUGUCAAAAUCACACCGGCUCAUGAUUUUCGGGAUUUUGAAAUUGGAUCGAGACAUGGUUUACCAUCUCGUAUUAUACUUGAUGAUCAGGGAAAUAUCACAAAUACGGGAAAUCCAGAUUUUGAUAAUUUGCCAAGGUUCGAAGCAAGAGAAAAAGUAAUCAAAUCAUUGGAUCAGGCUGGGUUAUAUAAAGGAAAAACUUCACAUGAGAUGACUUUGCCAAUCUGUAGUAGAUCUGGGGAUGUUGUUGAACCAAGAAUUAAAACGCAAUGGUUUGUAAGGAUCCAAGAUCUUUCACAACAAGCUAUCGAAGCUGUCCAAACAGGUCAAAUCCAAAUAGUACCGAAUUCUUAUCUUGCAUCAUGGUAUAAUUGGUUAUCAGAGAGCGAAGAUUGGUGCAUAUCUCGACAACUCUGGUGGGGACAUAGAAUACCUGCUUAUAAAGUUUCAACUCAUACAGGUGAGUCAAUGUGGAUAUCUGCUCACACUGAAUUAGAAGUAAAAUCAAAAGCUGAAAAAAUAUUCGGGGAAACUGGGAAAUUGCUUACAAUUACACAAGAUGAUGAUGUAUUGGAUACCUGGUUCUCCUCGGCGCUUUUUCCUUUUGUCUGUUUUGGUUGGCCGGAAAAUAAUCCAGAUUUGGAAAAAUAUUAUCCUUUAUCAUUGAUGGAGACAGGAUAUGAUUUACUAUUCUUCUGGGUUGCAAGAAUGGCAAUGAUGGGAAUUGCACUCACAGGGAAGGUUCCAUUUAACACAGUAUAUCUUCACAACAUGGUUCGGGAUUCACAAGGAAGAAAGAUGAGCAAGUCAUUGGGAAAUGUCAUCGAUCCACUACAAGUCAUUUAUGGCUGCUCACCUCAGGAACUUGACGAGAGAAUAAAAAUGAGCAAUUUGUCUAAGAAGGAAGAGAAGUAUGCAUUAAAGGAUAGAGCUAAAACACUUCCACAUGGUAUACCAGAAUGUGGCACUGAUGCUUUAAGAUUUUAUUUAUGUUUCAAUAAAAGCACAGGUAAAGAUAUUUCACUGGAUAUUCAUACGGUUGUUCAGUACAGAUAUUUUUGUAACAAGAUAUGGAAUGUAUUCAAAUUUUUAUUAAAGAAUGUUAGGAAGCAUAAAACUUCAGAAGACACUAAUAUUCAUGUCCUUCGACCAGUUGAUCAUUGGAUUCGUAGCAAGUUCAGUGCUGCAACACAUAUAACUAAUACAGGAUUGGAUUCGUUAAAUUUUUCUUCUGCAUCAUCUAUCAUUCAUAAAUUUUUUUUCGUUGACCUGGCUGAUUUUUAUUUGGAAAGCUGCAAGCCAGUUUUCAGCAAUGAUUCAUCAUCUGCGGAAAGAGUUGCGAUUGAAAAAAAUUUUGAAUUUAUAUUUGAAUCAUUUCUUCGUCUAUUGUCUCCUUUUAUGCCAUACAUUACAGAAGAAUUGUGGCAAAGACUUCCAAACAAAAGCGAAAAUUAUCAAAGUAUUAUGAUUGCGGGAUAUCCUACGGAAGAAUCGCAUAACUUCAGAAAUAUUCAAUUAGAAAAUGAGAUGGGAAAUGUUAGAGAUGCGAUUCAGUUGAUAAGGAACAUAAGGCAAACAUUCCAUGUGCCUACUUCUGCCUUGACUAAUAUUUCAAUAUCUUGCCAAAAUGAAGAUGAUCAUGCUUUUUCGAGCAAUGUGGAAGUCAUAAAAAGCCUCACGAAAUCAUGUGAUAUCAAGAUAUUUAAUAAUGGGGUUGAUGAACUUCCCGGUUUUGUAUCAAACAAUAUUCGAAAUACAAAUAUUCAAGUCUCUGUGCAAUUGAAGGGUCUCAUUGACAUUGAAACAGAAUUGAUGUCUUUACGUCAAAAAGAAAGUUUGUUGAAAAAGGAACUUUUUGAUUUGGAAGAAAAGCAAAAGAAUAUUGAUAAACAACAGUCAUUGAAAAAGAUCCAAGACAAGAUAUGCAAAGUUAAACAAUCCUUGUUGGAUUUGCAAAAUAUGAUUUCUACCCUCAACUGAGAUGAAGAUGGAACUUGACGAACUAGAUGUAUUUAUAUGAAAUUUUUAAAAUAAAUUCCAUAAACUUCCACA